AUGACAGACAAGAUAAUGUCUAGUGCGACAGUACACCUUAGUGUUCCUGGAGAUUGGAAACUUUGGUACAAGCAUAUGCUAGGAUAUGCAAAGGACAAGAAGAUAUCAGACUUCAUCAAUCUUGAUAAACCUGAUAUCUUCUCUGAACUAGAAGAACCUCUGGAACCCGAGAGUCCAGAAGAAGCCACCGCGGAGGCCAAGAUAGCAUAUGACAUCAAGGUCACUGCGUGGAAAAUCAAAUAUAUGAAAUAUGAAAAAAUGAAUGAAGGUAUGACAAAGAUACGAGAUGUCAUAUGGAGAACAGUGGAUGUCACAGAGCUACGACAUGUACACAGUGAGGAUGAUGAUGUGAAGGAGAUUAUCUGUUCAUUAAGAGAUUGUCUCUCAUCCAUGACUGCGGACUAUCAAGAUGAUGUGAGAACCCGAUACCAUGAUCUCUGCAAAGCACUGAAAAACAGAGAUGAUAUCAAAGAGGCGGAUAUAGCUGGACAGUUCAACUUGAAGAAAGAUUUCUUAAAUGCGAACCUAGCUAUUGAUGCAGGUUAUGCACAAGCAUGGGCUAAGGAUGUCUGA
This is a messenger RNA of Blastomyces dermatitidis ER-3, 573 nucleotides long. RefSeq lists its product as uncharacterized. Lineage: Eukaryota; Fungi; Ascomycota; Eurotiomycetes; Onygenales; Ajellomycetaceae. The coding region runs from base 1 to 573 and encodes 190 amino acids. The record is from RefSeq and is a predicted model, not a curated record. The transcript is spliced from 2 exons.